Messenger RNA from Penicillium argentinense, 3030 nucleotides. Its product is annotated as TAPT1 family protein. The coding region runs from base 1 to 3030 and encodes 1009 amino acids. The transcript has a single exon. The record is from RefSeq and is a predicted model, not a curated record. Gene Ontology annotation, cellular component: endoplasmic reticulum membrane. Gene Ontology annotation, biological process: maintenance of protein localization in endoplasmic reticulum. NCBI's taxonomy places the organism in Eukaryota, Fungi, Ascomycota, Eurotiomycetes, Eurotiales, Aspergillaceae.
AUGGCUCCUAUGGCAGAAGAAAGAGACCCCAAAACAAACGGCAAUGGGACCGUGAAGUCUACGGUGAAUGACCCAUCACAAUCGCCGCAGUCUGAAGAUCAAAAUGGAACCGGAAUCUUGACGCCCUCCGAAACGGACGCUAGCGAGACCGCUGUUGUCGAAGAAGGGCCUGUCGUAACAGCCGAGGAUGCAAAUGGGGUUCAUACGAAUGGGCGCUUUCCUGGAUCUUCAGAGCGGGGACUCGGGAUCCUGGUGGAAAGCUCGCCUAAGGAGCACGAGAGAAAUAGUCGGCUUUCUGUGAUGAAUGUUUUGGACGGACAGAACACAAAAGCCGCGCUGGCCGAACUUACCGAGGAGCGGUCCGCUGAGGAGAAGGAGAAGGUCCUGAAGCUGUCUCCGGAGAAGAUUCAGGAACUCACCUCGUCGCCUCAGUCUAUCCCGUACCGGGCUGUUGCGCCUGAUUUCUCUGGCACGACUGGGAGGAGAAGUGUCUCGGAGAGUGUCCAUUCAACCGCCGCUAAUCGACCCGAGAUACGAGAUUCUAUCUUGCAGUCACUUAGCGAGGCAACUUCCUCCACAGAUGAUGGCUCUUUGAAGACUCGACCUCCGAGGGACUUCACCUUGGACGAGUCGUCUCUACCAGCUAGCCCGGCAGGCUCCCGGCUUACCGCAAAUGGACCGGUUCGAAAUCGACCACAUGCAUCCCGCACGUUCUCUACACCUGGCCUCUCGCGCCGUCCGAAUUUCGCAGCCCCUAGUAACGAACGGCUGGCACAGACCUGGGCCUCACGAUCGAAGCAGGAUCGGCAAGGUGCAGAUCGCGACUUGAAAGCCUAUCUUGCUGCAUCUCCUCAGAUAUUGGAGUCGCCGCCGACAUCCCCCAUGCCACCAUCGAUUCCACUCCCUCCUGUUUCGAUACCCACAUAUCUGCAGCUUGAGCUUGCCUCUGGUCGACCUUCACCUCUGUAUAUUCACCGCGCUUCGAAGAGCGAUUUCCCAUACGAAUCGUCUAGUGCGAAGAUAGAGAGAUUGCUCAACUUUUUGAUUCUCCCACCGGCACUUGAACAAGUGCUCUGUUUUGGAACAAUGGCUUGUCUUGACUCUUGGCUCUACUCGUUUACCAUCCUCCCACUCCGCUUCGUGAAAGCUUUGUACAUACUGUGCGAGUCCUGGGUGAUGAAUAUCGAAGCAGAAGCCCGGUUCGUUUGGAAGUUUGUCGUCAACGGAGUUGGACGAGUUUGGCGACGACGAAACCAACCGCAAGUGGAUAGUCAUGGUGAGAGGCGCGAGAGUGAGCCUGAUGCAACGCCUCGGUUGGCGACUGGCUCCUCUGCGCAGGACCUUGCUGCAUCGGAUCGAGAACAUCGGUAUCGCAAUGGUGACCCGUCGAAACGAAGACAUCAUGGCUCAGAGUCUCGGAGGCACCACCGCCGAAAGAAAUCUAUGCCAUCGGCUUUGCUUCCCGACGACAAGGCGGAUAUUCUUACCGGAUUGCUGAUGGUUUCUACCUGUUGCGCCUUGAUGUACUUUGACGCCAGUCGGAUGUACCAUUGGAUCCGUGGACAGGCUGCCAUUAAGUUGUAUGUGAUCUACAACGUCUUGGAAGUCAGCGACAGACUGUUGGCUGCUCUUGGGCAAGAUGUUCUCGAAUGUCUCUUCUCGCGGGAGGCUCUGGAGCGUCGUCCCGAUGGCCGAAGCAAGAUCUUCCGACCAUUCUGGCUAUUCCUACUCGCCCUGGUAUACACCGUCGCACAUUCUACGUCGUUGUUCUACCAGGUCAUGACCCUCAAUGUUGCUGUCAACUCCUACUCCAAUGCUCUCAUCACACUCCUCCUGUCGAACCAGUUCGUUGAGAUCAAGUCUACCGUCUUCCGCAAAUUUGAGAAGGAAAAUCUUUUUCAACUCACUUGCGCUGAUGUCGUGGAGCGGUUUCAGCUUUGGCUGAUGCUCACGAUCAUUGCUUCUCGCAACAUUGUGGAGACGGGUGCUUUCAGCUUCAUUGGGGACCUUGGUCUGGGAUCCGGGUUUUCGAGUCAGUCGACGAGUACCAACAGCACGCCGUUAUCCACGCCUCCUCGCACAGCGUCGUCGAUUCUGCCUCAAUCUUUUACAUUCUUCCCCUCGUCCAUCCUGUCUUCGGUCAGCAGCGUCAAUUCAUUUCUACCAACAUUUGCCCAAGUCCUAGGUCCUUUCUUGGUAGUGUUGGGGUCGGAGAUGUUCGUCGACUGGCUCAAACACGCCUACAUCAACAAGUUCAAUAACUACCGUCCGGCACUCUAUGGUCGAUACUUGGAUGUUCUUGCGAAAGACUAUUACACCAAUGCCUUUGGCGACCAAAAUCUCACUCGUCGCCUGGGUCUCCCCGUCAUCCCACUCUCCUGCCUCUUCUUCCGGGUGUCAGUCCAAACAUACCAAAUGUUCCUGGCCUCACUCCUCCCACAACACCCCUCGUCCACAGCGAUGGAAUCAACAUCUCUCUCCUCAAUUCACGACCACUACGCCCCCGCACCAAUCCCCUCAACGCCCCCUUUGACAUUCCAAAACUUCUUUCCCGCUUCAGCGGCCCACAUCAACUCGCUCUUCCGUACUCUCCUCGAAAACGCCAUUCCUUCGCCGGCACAAUCAGUCCAGAUCUUCACCGUUAUCCUCCUCAUCACAGGAUUCAUCGUAUUGCUCAUCCUCAAACUCCUUCUGGGGAUGCUCCUCCUCGCUUUCGCCCGCUCCCGCUACAAGAAACUCAAAGCCGACGAGACGGAAUCCCGCAAAGCCUCUCACAGCGCCUCACACCCACCGUCUGCGGCUGAAACGCCUGUCCCACGUAAAGACGAGUUCAAUGUCGAAGGGAGCCGUCGUGCGGGUGGAUGGGGCAUGGUGGAGGUCGGAGAUGAGAAGCGGAGGUGGAUCUAUGCCGAUGAUCCGGAGGGAUUGAAGCGGGUUAAGGAGAAGGAGGAUCGGGAUAAAAACAAGGAUAAGGAGAUGAAGAUUGAUCAUGUGCAGCGGUAUGAGAUGGUUGCGAAGAAAAUUUGGUGA